This is a messenger RNA of Venturia canescens, 1784 nucleotides long. Its product is annotated as transmembrane protein 120 homolog. NCBI's taxonomy places the organism in Eukaryota, Metazoa, Arthropoda, Insecta, Hymenoptera, Ichneumonidae. The coding region runs from base 405 to 1448 and encodes 347 amino acids. The record is from RefSeq and is a predicted model, not a curated record. Gene Ontology annotation, cellular component: membrane. The transcript is spliced from 6 exons.
CUCGCUUAUUUUCAUUUUACAAGUUGUUAUUUUCAUUUUACAAUUUUACAUGUGCCGGGAAAAUAAUAACGAUAGAAUUGAAAAAAAAUCAUCGCCCGCCUUAAUAACAUUUCUUACUGACCCCAUACAUCACCGUCAAGUAUAUAAUACGAAUACGUUUGCAGCAUACUUGUAUCAUUUGCAAACAUAUGCUACAACCAGUGUUAGAUUGUAUAUUGGUAAGCGAUUGUGAAAAAAAAAUCAGGAAAGUAAGGUAUUGUAGCUUGGAGGUUGGGUUUAUUUGGAUAUAACACGUAUAGAAAUUACAUGCAUUUACGAUAGUCGGAUUAUAUUAUUCACCUACAAAGGAUUUCGUGAAUAAAAUUUAUUGGAAUAAAAAAAAUUAAACUAAAGACAAUAAGAAGAUGGAUGAAGAAGACGUCGAUACUAGGAGCUGUCUAAAAGAAUGGCAAGACUUAAGCAAAGAAUAUAAGGAACUGGAGGCCGAGAAUCGUGAAUACCUCUUGGCAUUGGGACGGAUAGAAGAAUUGCAGGCUAAAUGUAUAAAGGGAAUAGCCCAUCAAAGAUAUCGGAUGGAUGUUAUAUCAGAUAGUCUUAAGUGUAUUCCAGCGUUACAGAUUAAAGAAUCCAUAAUGGAGGAAAUAGUUAGACGAAAACAACAAUUGCAUGAGAUAGAACAAACUCUGCCAAAGCCUAAUGGCACAUAUCUUUCUAUUAUAUUGGGAAGUGUCAAUGUGUCGAUUCUGAACAAAUGCGACAAGUUCAAGUACAAGGAUGAGUAUGAAAAAUUUAAGCUGGUUCUGUCCGUCAUUGGUUUUUUUCUGUCAGUUGUAAACCUAUUCACUGAUCUAAGAACCCUUGAAUUAAGUUUCAUGUUCCUCUUGGUAUGGUAUUAUUGUACAUUGACAAUAAGAGAGAGUAUACUCAAAGUGAAUGGAUCUCGGAUAAAGGGGUGGUGGAGAUUUCAUCACUUUUUAUCCACAGCUGUAUCCGGUGUUCUGCUGGUUUGGCCAAAUACCGGUCCAUGGUAUGCAUUUAGAGGCCAGUUUAUGUGGUUUAAUGUCUACAUAAGUUUCGUCCAGUAUCUACAAUUUCGUUAUCAACGUGGUGUACUUUAUCGUUUAAAAGCACUCGGGGAGCGGCACAAUAUGGAUAUAACUAUCGAAGGUUUUCACUCGUGGAUGUGGCGUGGCCUCUCUUUCCUCUUACCUUUUCUCUUUAUAGGAUAUCUCUUCCAAUUGUACAAUGCGUACGUACUCGCGAGCCUUGUUUUCCACACCGAAGCUACGUGGCAUGUUCCUGUCCUCAGUCUCAUGUUCCUCAUACUAUUCCUCGGAAAUAUGAUUACUACCGCGAUGGUUGUACCGCAGAAGCUCAAACAGAAAACGGCGAGCAAUCAACAGCGAGAACAACAACAACGAUACCGCCUCGACCAAAAAACCGACUAGGUCUUCAUCCUCGAUCCUACUCGCUAUUUUAUUUUCUUACUCUUAUAUUUUGACUUAUCAUGACGGCCGGCUCGUUGAAAAUAAAUAUGCUUAAUUUAUACGUUAAAUUUAUCGUACACACGUGCGCGUACAAAUCGUACCAUCAGUUACAAUACGUGCAACGAAUACAUACCUGGGAACCGCGGAAUCUCUGUGACACUUCACAAGUAUUUACACUGGAUUCUGUAAUAAGUGUUAGAUGGAGCAACUAUACUCAGUAAUUUAUUCCGUAUAAAAUGAAUGUUUAAUCAGGGCUGGUUGAUUUAUCAAUAUAACGACGAUGACUAUUUUAAAAUA